CUCCAUCACCAGAAGCAGCCUUAAAGCUUCUUCCGCCCCUGUUGGGCUAGUCUCCGCAAAAAUGGCCGCGAUCGGACGUGCAUCCCAGAAUCUCCUGAAGUCCGCUGCACUGACCCAAAGCCGUCAGCUUUCGGCUGCAGCGGCCCACGGCGAACAAGCAGCCAAGACCUGGAAGAUCCUGUCAUUCGUGGUGGCGCUGCCUGGAGUCGCGGUGUGCAUGUUGAACACGUACCUCAGGGUUCAACAACACAGCGAUGAGCAGCCGGAGUUUGUUCCCUACACCCAUCUGCGCAUCCGCAGCAAGCGUUUCCCAUGGGGUGAUGGCAACAAGUCUCUCUUCCACAACUCCCAUGUGAACCCCCUCCCUGACGGCUAUGAACAUCAUGACCAUUGAAAGCUGUCAGGAGCUAUACCAGAACUCCCCUACAGGGACCAAAGGGCCCUCUGACUCCCCCUCUCAUUUUCCUGGACUUCUGUCUGGGCCUGGACCACUCCUCAGUUUCUUUCAGUUUACAUGACAUCUGUCCAGUAUGUUGAUCUUACCUCUGUGCUUUCCACACCUAAUGGAAGCACCUUAUGGAAACAGUUACAUUUACUUAAGGACCAUUGUAUCACAUUGUCUGCUUAAACUGAAAUUAAAAUCUAUACAUUAAAUUAUAAA
Molecule: messenger RNA, 661 nt
Organism: Labeo rohita (rohu)
Lineage: Eukaryota; Metazoa; Chordata; Actinopteri; Cypriniformes; Cyprinidae
Product: cytochrome c oxidase subunit 6A, mitochondrial
Exons: 3
Coding region: 62-394 (110 amino acids)
Biological process (GO): mitochondrial electron transport, cytochrome c to oxygen
Cellular component (GO): mitochondrial inner membrane
Molecular function (GO): enzyme regulator activity
Source: RefSeq, a predicted model, not a curated record